Molecule: messenger RNA, 3584 nt
Organism: Plutella xylostella (diamondback moth)
Lineage: Eukaryota; Metazoa; Arthropoda; Insecta; Lepidoptera; Plutellidae
Product: putative NADPH-dependent quinone oxidoreductase VAT1L
Molecular function (GO): oxidoreductase activity; zinc ion binding
Source: RefSeq, a predicted model, not a curated record
CUUCCCUCCACUCAUUCGUUGUUCGACGCGUCGUUUCGCCGGCCGGCUUCCGACACAUUCGCCCGGGCACUCGCACCGCGUCCGCCGCUCGCAGCGUUCCUCACCGCGACACUCUACACCCGCAGACAUGACGGAGAGCACGGACACCCCCGCGGCGGCUGCGCCCGAGAAGACCCCGACCGAGAACGGAGCCACCGACUCGCCCCCCGAGGAGACCCCGGACAAGGCGGCGGCGGACGACAAGGAGACCGCGCCGCCGCCCAAGGAGAUGCGCGCCGUCGUGCUCACCGGCUUCGGCGGCCUCAAGACCGUCAAGAUCCUCAAGAAGCCCGAGCCCACCGUCGCCGAGGGGGAGGUGCUCAUCCGCGUCAAGGCCUGCGGGCUGAACUUCCAAGACCUGAUUGUGCGUCAGGGCGCCAUCGACUCGCCGCCCAAGACGCCCUUCAUCCUCGGCUUCGAGUGCGCCGGCGAGGUGGAGCAGGUCGGCGAGGGAGUCACCAACUUCAAGGUCGGCGACCAAGUGGUAGCCCUCCCCGAGUACAAGGCCUGGGCGGAGCUGGUGUCAGUGCCCGCUCAGUACGUGUACGCACUGCCCUCCAACAUGACUCCGCUGGACUCCGUGGCCGUGACCACCAACUACGUGGUGGCUUACUUGCUGCUGUUCGAGAUGGCCAACCUGGCCGCUGGGAAGAGUCUGCUGGUGCACUCGGCUGGAGGCGGCGUGGGCCAAGCCGUGGCGCAACUAGCCAAGACCGUGAAGGAUGUCACCGUGUUCGGAGUCUGCUCCAAGAGCAAGCACGAGGCUCUGAAGGCCAACAACAACAACAUCGACCAUCUGCUCGAGCGAGGCAGCGACUACACCAGCGAAGUGCGCAAGAUCAGCCCGGACGGCGUGGACAUCGUGCUGGACUGCCUGUGCGGCGAGGAGUGCAACCGCGGCUACCAGCUGCUCAAGCCCAUGGGACGGUACAUACUCUAUGGGUCGUCCAACAUCGUCACCGGAGAGACCAAGAGCUUCUUCAGUGCUGCGAGGGCUUGGUGGCAAGUGGACAAGGUGUCGCCCAUCAAGCUGUUCGACGAGAACAAGUCGCUGGCGGGGCUGAACCUGCGCCACCUGCUGUUCCAGCACGGGCGCGCCGAGUACGUGCGCCGUGCUGUGGAGGCGGUGUUCGCGCUGUGGGCCGAGGGGAAGGUCAAGCCGCUGGUGGACUCUACUUGGGCGCUUGAGGACGUGGCCGAGGCCAUGCAAAAGAUGCACGACCGCAAGAACAUCGGCAAGCUGGUGCUGGACCCGUCGCUGGAGCCGAAGCCGAAGCCAGCCACCCCGGCCAAGGAGAAGAAGUCCGGCAAGGACAAGAAACCAGCCAAAGAGAGCUCCGAGGAGAAGAAGGACAAAGAGGCCAAGGAGGAGAAGCCAGCAGAGAACGGAGAGAAGAACGGGGAGAAAGCCGGUGAGGAAGCGCUGACCAAUGGCAAUGGUAACAGCGACGAAGAGUCGAAGGAGAAGGAGAAAGAGUCGAGCUGAAUUGUUUAAUCAGAGGACUGGAGCAAACAAACCACCGCCAAUCGAUUUAUUUUAGAGUUGAAUGCUACUCGUUUACCCGAAGGACUAUAUUGUUUUGCGUCUCGGCGCCGCAGUUACGACUUUGUUGCCUGAAGUAGCUACCACAUUGCUCCACCACCGCCCUCGCCCGGGCACUGGUCGAGCAAUGUCGUAACCAAUAUGUUUAGUUUUAAAUAACAACAUCCGAGUAACAUCACAAUUAUUUUUUUGUUACAAUUUGAAUUCUCAAUAAAAAAAUAUAUAAAUUAUGAUGGAUUAGAUAUGCGACAGCGAAAUUUUAAACAAUGAAUUGUAUUUUUUAUUCCGUUCUUUAAUUAUUAUAAUUUGGCCUAAGUUAGGUAUUGUUUCGAAACUUACAAUCUCUUUUUAGUUUAAUGUUUAAGACUUUAUUUUUAAGAUGAGAUAUUUUAAUCUGCAGUUAUUUUGGAUGGCUAUUAAAGAUCUAAGGUGCAGAGAUGCUUAAUCUUUAUGUAUGUUAAGCUUUAAUAUUUUAUUAGUAAAUGUUGAAAUUGGCCCAUGUCUCGCCCUACGCCCGCGGGCCGCAUCUUCUCUCUCGCUCUAACACUCUCACAGGACAAGGACGGAACGAAUGGAAAUUUGACGUGUGAUAUUUUUUGUAGUGCGCUAGGUGCGGUAUUUUUGCUGCCUUUACAUGACCUUUUAGUUUGGAGCUUCAAAACGCAUUUAUGUAAACUCAUUUUAUAUUUUUAUACUUAAAAAUUUUGUAAAUCAUUUCCUAGUUUAUAAAAGAGUUCACUGAAUUUAUUUUAAUGCACCUACAACAUAGUGUGGUAAAGAAAUGAUUGUCCUACUCGGCUCAACGCUUUCCAUUCGAGGACCUAAAACACAGAAUGAGCUUAUAUCAAAAAUGUGAAGUAUUUUUCUGGCUAUGUGUAAGUUCAUACGAUAAAACUGCAACUUGUGUCAUCUACAAUUUAAGUCAUAUUUUUAUAUAGUACGGACUUUCGAGAUCUCUUAUCUAUAAAAGCUUUUUACGUAUCUUUAUAAACACAAAUAUCACAUAUCUAACCGUACAUACACUUUCACACAAUGUAUAUUAGGAGUAAUAUUUUGAUAACAAUAUUAAUGUCACUUGCAUUUCAUUUUGUACUACAUAUUUAACUACCCCCUAAUUGUUUAAGGUUGUAAGUAAUUUUUACCGCCAUAAUGUACAGUGUGGUCCUAGCUAUAUUUAUGUACCCAGUACUACUUAAUGUUCUCUGUAACACAUAUCAUGUGGAUGUUCUAUGUAUCGCUGCGAGGCUGCAGGCCGGACACUCCGACUUGCAACAAAGUUCCAGAAACUUCUGCUCAAAAAUAUUUUAAACCAGAAGAUGAAAGCACCGCGCUUACAAAACUACACUCGCAACGUAAAGAACUGAGAAACCGAUCACUUAGAGGUUUUUUGAUAAUUAUCUAUUUAGUAGUUUUAGUUCGGGUGUAUUUUUGUUGUGCGCGCGGCGUCACGUCCGCCCACAACCGCGGGCGACUGUCGACUGACAACUAGAUAGCUUUUGUAAUAUCCAAUAUUUUAUAAAAUAAUCACGGCAACCCGUGAAGCUUGGUUGAGUAUCGUACGGUGGCUUGGUGCUAGUUUCGUAUUGUACGCGGAAAUUCGCUUCAGUGUCUCGGACCAAUAACUUUACAGCUACUUCUUGAAUCUUCGUCGCUUUGAGUGUCAAAAUAUGUGCGAAUUUCUUAUAAUUGUAAAACUAUAUAAACUCUUGUGUAUAUCAACCUGUAUAAUGGUUUAGAAUUAUAAUUGAAUUUUCUUGUAAGAGUAACUGAUGGAAUUCAAUAGUAAGUUAGUGAGUUGGGGUGAUGGCGAAGUGGACAGGCAAGUGCACUGGACAGUCAAGUGGCUAGUGCAACGCGAGUGGCCGCGUGUAAGGAACCUCCGCCGUCGCCUCAACGCUACAUCUGGGUCGUUAUUACACAUUUAUUUUUAUAAGGGCGGGCCAGUGUGAUAUCUAUACUAUGAAAUGGAUAAAUAAAUAUGUAUGAUCUGUAAAAAUGCUUA